Amorphotheca resinae ATCC 22711 is the source of this 1633-nucleotide messenger RNA. RefSeq lists its product as hypothetical. NCBI's taxonomy places the organism in Eukaryota, Fungi, Ascomycota, Leotiomycetes, Helotiales, Amorphothecaceae. The transcript is spliced from 7 exons. Bases 73 to 1572 code for a protein of 499 amino acids. The record is from RefSeq and is a predicted model, not a curated record. Gene Ontology annotation, molecular function: acid phosphatase activity; metal ion binding.
CUGCAUCUAUUGGGUUAGUGUUUAGACUGGCUUGAAUUUGAUUUUCAUUCCUUUACUAUUCAUCCAGCAGAGAUGCGUCAAUUCAGUUGUUUCCCUGUCCUUGCAGCAGGCAUAACCUUCGUUUCCCACGUCCAUGGCUUGGUCUCCAACUCCUCCAUCAACUCCCAGACGCGCAUUGCAUAUGCUGGCAGUACUGGCAUGACAGUUUCAUGGAACACUUUCUCUAAAAUCGAUCGUCCUACCGUGCUCUACGGAGAGUCACCCUUCGCGUUGACGAACUGGGCUACGUCGGACGUCUCCGUCACGUAUAACACCUCCUUGACAUACAACAACCAUGUCAAGAUCACGGGACUCAAACCUGAUACCUGGUACUAUUACUUGCCAACGUCCUUGAUGAAGAACGAUACAUCAGCUGGCCCAUAUAAGUUCAAGACGAGCAAGCCGGCUGGUGACUUUGAUCCAUAUUCGAUAGCUGUCGUCGUUGAUAUGGGGACGAUGGGACCCGAGGGUUUAUACACGUCCGCUGGAAAAGGAGUCUCCCCGAACAACAUUCUUGCUCCCGGAGAGAACAACACAAUCCAGUCCUUGACGGCCGCUGUUCACGACUUUGAAUUCCUGUGGCAUCCUGGAGAUCUUGCCUACGCGGACUACUGGCUAAAGGAGGAGAUCCAAGGAUUCGAACCAAACACCACAAUUGAGGACGGUUAUAAAGUCUACGAGUCCAUUCUCAAUGAAUUCUAUGACGAGAUGACUCCAAUCACGACCUCCAAACCGUGGAUGGUUGGUCCUGGAAACCAUGAAGCCAACUGUGACAAUGGCGGCACUGGGGGCUACACUGCAAGCAUCUGUAUGCCCGGCCAAACCAACUUCACCGGAUUCAUUAACCAUUUUCGUAUGCCCAGCGACGAGUCUGGUGGAGUUGGGAACUUCUGGUACUCAUUCGAUUACGGAAUGACGCAUUUUGUGCAGUACGAUACAGAGACAGAUCUUGGGCAUGGACUUAUCGCUCCAGACUCUCCGGAAGGGGGAUCUGAGGACUCUGGCCCCUUCGCCGUCGCCGAUGCUCAGGCCAAAUGGAUCGCUGCUGAUCUUGCCAAGGUCGAUCGUUCCAAGACCCCUUGGGUAGUUGUUGCUGGCCACCGACCUUGGUACUCGUCAGGAUCUAUCUGCACUGCUUGCCAGGAGGCCUUCGAGUCUGUGUUCAUCCAAAACAAUGUCGACUUGGUCUUGAGUGGACAUUUCCAUGUCUACGAGAGAAAUGCUCCCAUCAAGAACGGCACCAUCGAUCCUAACGAAUUGAACAACCCCUCUUCACCGUGGUAUAUUACCAAUGGCGCAGCUGGACAUUACGAUGGUCUCGAUAGCUUUACAUACCCGCUACAACCUUACCAUCGCUACGGUCUCUCGACCGACGACGGUAUCUACGGAUGGAGCAAGCUCACCUUCCACAACUGCACUCACCUGACGCACGAGUUCAUCAACAGCGCCAACGGCAGCGUUUUGGACACCGCCACCCUCUAUAGGGAUCAUGAAUGUGGCCGUCGUCUUUGGCCUAAGGGUGAGAGUAACUGAGCGGUGGCCCUGUCAAAACCAAAAUCGAAGAGUAUUAAAUAAAAUUAAAGAUACCUAGGUG